This is a messenger RNA of Zophobas morio, 1578 nucleotides long. RefSeq lists its product as uncharacterized. Lineage: Eukaryota; Metazoa; Arthropoda; Insecta; Coleoptera; Tenebrionidae. The coding region runs from base 1 to 1578 and encodes 525 amino acids. The transcript has a single exon. The record is from RefSeq and is a predicted model, not a curated record. Gene Ontology annotation, biological process: proteolysis. Gene Ontology annotation, molecular function: nucleic acid binding; aspartic-type endopeptidase activity; zinc ion binding.
AUGACUGGACCGGAAGGAACACCUAAUUCGGUAAAGGUAACGCAUAGUCCGGCGAUGGAUAUGCAAGCUCAUGUUAGUCCACCAGAAAAAUUUACAUUUUCUAUGCCUAAUACGUGGCCCCAAUGGAGAAAGCGGUUUGAGCGAUAUAUGUCCAUAUCGGGACAGAAUGAUAAGCCGGAAGAGGAGAAAAUAAAUUUAUUGGUGUAUAUCAUGGGAGAAGAAUCUGAAGAUAUUUUAUUGCAAGCUGCAGUUACACCUAAGAGUUAUGCUGAGACAUUACAGUGUUUUGAAAAUCACUUUGUUCCAAGGAGAAAUAUAAUUUUUGAGCGUUACAAAUUUAAUUCCAAAGUUCAGAAACCGGGGGAGUCAGUGGAGAGUUUCAUUACUAGUCUUCAUUCCCUGGCUGAGAGUUGUGACUACGGAGCACUAAAAGAAGAAUUGAUAAGAGAUCGCAUAGUGGUUGGAAUGCUGGACUCCCGGACUAGUGAGCGUUUACAAUUGCAAACAAAUUUAACUUUAUCUGAUUGCGUAUUGGCUGCAAAACAAGCUGAAAUUCAGGCUGAGCAGAACAGAGAACUUCAAAACGACAUGCGUCAGCGUCAAGUUGCAAAAUUGUCAGUUGAGACAAGAAAUGCUAACAAUGGUAGCGAUACGGGUGAUAGGAAGAAAGAAAACUCGUUUCAGAAUGAGUCUUUGAAGCAUCAGUGUGAUAAGCGCUGUCCUUUUUGUGGUCUGCAACCUCAUUCCAGAGAUAAGUGUCCUGCUAAUGGAGUAGUUUGUCGAAAAUGCAAGAAAAAGGGACAUUUUGCUAGAGUAUGUAGGAGUGUUAUGAUUAAAUCUUUGGAGUUACUUUCUGAAGAAGAAGACGUAGAUCUUGUAGGGACGAUUUAUUUAAACCAAAUUAAUACUCAAGAAUGGAUCGCCUCCUUAUUUCUUUCAGGGUUAAACAGAGUUAUUGAGUUUCUAGUAGAUACUGGUGCUGACGUUUCUUGCCUACCCUUUCAUUAUGUGCCCGAGAAUUUAUUGUAUAAAAUACGUAAGUCAAAUAAAAUUAUUUCUGGCUCGUCUGGGAUUAAGCUGGGGGUUCUUGGUACUAUGCCUGUUAAUUUGAUCCAAGGGGACAAAUUGUUUAAAACAGAGUUGUUUAUUAUAAAAAAUUUGACAAAACCUAUUCUAGGGAGGACAGCGAUUAUUAAUUUAAAUAUUAUUCUGUUGAACAAUAAUGAGGGCUUAUUAAAUUUAAAUACUAUAGCUAAUAAUAGUUCAUUAAAAGAAAUUGUUUCGGAAAAGUUUCCAGGAAUCUUUAGUAAUAUCGGAACGUUUAAAACUGAAAUGGAGAUAAAAGUAAAAGAAGGUGUUCAACCUUAUGUACAAUCUGUACCGCAUAUAGUACCCCUCGCCUUAUUAGAUUCACUAAAAUUGGAAUUAGAACGAUUACAAAAAUUAAAUAUAAUAGAACCUGUUGAUUAUUAUACUCCUUGGGUCAGUCCAAUUGUAGUUGUGAAGAAAGGUGAAAAAAUUAGAUUGUGUGUGGAUUACACCCGUUUAAAUACAGCUGUUCUGCGUUCUUAUUUCUAA